AUGACGCUCGGAACGCUUGAGGUUCUUCUUGUCAGCGCCAAAGGCCUCGAGAACACAGAUUUUCUCUCUAACAUGGACCCUUAUGCGGUCCUCACUUGCAGGACUCAGGAGAAGAAAAGUAGUGUCGCAUCAGGUAAAGGAACUAACCCUGAAUGGAAUGAAACAUUCCUGUUCACCAUCUCUGACGGAGUCGUGGAAUUGAAAAUCAAAAUAAUGGAUAAAGAUAAUCUCAGUGAAGAUGAUUUUGUUGGAGAAGCAAUGAUUCCUUUAGGGCCGGUAUUGGCUGAAGGUAACAUUCCGCCAACUAUGUACAAUGUUGUCAAGAAUGAGAAUUACUGUGGAGAGAUUAGAGUUGGUCUCGUGUUUAAUCCACACCAGCAAAGCAGAGACCGGGGAUAUUCUGAAGAGGAGACCUUUGGUGGAUGGAAAGAAUCGGUCAUGGACUAA
Molecule: messenger RNA, 447 nt
Organism: Fraxinus pennsylvanica
Lineage: Eukaryota; Viridiplantae; Streptophyta; Magnoliopsida; Lamiales; Oleaceae
Source: the annotation of a GenBank genome assembly